Molecule: messenger RNA, 1323 nt
Organism: Vanrija pseudolonga
Lineage: Eukaryota; Fungi; Basidiomycota; Tremellomycetes; Trichosporonales; Trichosporonaceae
Exons: 3
Coding region: 1-1323 (440 amino acids)
Source: RefSeq, a predicted model, not a curated record
AUGCUAGGCUCCAAGCUCCUAGCAGCGCUUGCGGUCGCUGUGCCGGCGUUCUCGGGACCCGUUCCAAACGGGAAACGCGACGCCUUGCAUGAGCCGAUCCAAGUCCGCUCAACCGACGGAGGUUUCUACUACGAUGCUCGCGGUCACUUUGACAUCAAGCUAUCGCCCAAAGCACCUGUCACCUGCGGCAUUGUCAAUGUCGAAUGGGAUGACCACGGCAAGGGGCCCUACACUGUCCACAUUGGACGUGGUGGUGCCCCCCAAUAUGGUAACACCCCCGAGUGGGUUGUUGGCGAAAAGGUUUCUGGAAACUCGUACUCUUGGAAGGUCAAGCAGACCGCUGGACAGCUGGUAAACUUCCAAAUCACCGACUCUCGUAACUUUACCGAGUGGAAGAUUGUUGCCGUCGGCGCCAGCGACGACGACAGCUGUCUUACCGAGGGCGGAAUCACCUUCCAAAAGCGCGCCGAUGAGGACAAGGCGGCCAAGAAGAAGCGCGGCGGAUACGGUGGUGGUGGCGGCUGGUUCAACCCUCAGCCUAAGCCUCAGCCUGCUCCCCAGCCGGUCCCGGCACCCGCGCCCGCGCCGGUGAUCCCCGUCCCCGUGCCGGUUAACCCACCUCCGCCUCCCCCGGAGCGUCCUCCUGACGGCUACAACCCCGAGAUCUGCGUCGACGGCUCCAUGUCGCUCGUCCAGUGCACCGACCACAAGAUCACCUGGAAGGGUGGAACCGGCCCUUACACUGUCCAGGUCGCCAUCGGCACCGUCUGGACGUACAAGUGGACGACUCAGGUCCCGUGGCUCGACUGGAACUGCCCCAUCCCCGCCGGCAAGCCAGCCGCCACCUUCAUCGUCCUCGACGACGUCGGUGAGCCAGCCGCCGCCCUCAUCGUCCUCGACGACGUCGGUGAGCCAGCCGCCGCCCUCAUCGUCCUCGACAACGUCGGUGAGCCAGCCGCCGCCCUCAUCGUCCUCGACAACGUCGGUGAGCCAGCCGCCGCCUUCGUCGUCCUCGACAACGUCGGUGAGCCAGCCGCCGCCUUCGUCGUCCUCGACAACGUCGGUGAGCCAGCCGCCGCCCUCAUCGUCCUCCACGACGUCGGUGAGCCACCCGCCGCCCUCAUCGUCCUCGACGACGACGUCGAUCUCAUCGUCUCACACGACUCCCCCGCCCUCGUCGUCAUCGACGACCUCGAUCUCUUCGUCUCCUACGACUCCCCCAUCCUCGUCCUCGACCACCACCUCAUCUCACUCGAGCUGUGUACCCUACACAACUUGCGUUCCGUGCCCUACGGGAGGCUACGGUGGCGGCAAGGGUGGUGA